Messenger RNA from Oppia nitens, 1275 nucleotides. Its product is annotated as N-acetyllactosaminide beta-1,3-N-acetylglucosaminyltransferase 4-like. Bases 1 to 1275 code for a protein of 424 amino acids. Lineage: Eukaryota; Metazoa; Arthropoda; Arachnida; Sarcoptiformes; Oppiidae. The transcript is spliced from 4 exons. Gene Ontology annotation, molecular function: hexosyltransferase activity. The record is from RefSeq and is a predicted model, not a curated record. Gene Ontology annotation, cellular component: membrane.
AUGAUUGAUAUCAUCACUGACGAUGACUUUGGCAAUGAUGACGAACUGCUAGUGAUUACUGCAAAACCAUUGAUAUAUAACACUCGGUCUAAACUGUGCAUCAAUUUGGCCGACAAAAUGGACACAAAAGAGAUUCACUCAACAACUAAACACUCAUUUGUUUGCAAUUACGAUAAGUGCGACAAGUCUUUCAAACGCAAACAUGAUUUGAUUAGACAUAAGAAUUCUGUUCACAGUUUUGAUCGGCCAUUUGUCUGCAAUUACGACGAUUGCAAUAAAUCGUUUAAAUUGAAAAAAAGUUUAGUUUAUCACCAGAAAUGGAUGCAUUUGUCUGUUCAACAAUUAGACUGCAAUUAUGAUAACUUAAUUGCUAUAAUAUGGAUGAAAAGUUUAAUUACGAAACCCAAAUACAACAUACUUGUGCGCAAGAUUAUCAAUACCCAAAGUGAAUUGAAACUAACCAAACAAACAACAUCAAAACUGACCGACCGGAUCAACUGCCGGCACUGUCGACAAUCGAUAGUAAUAUUUAUACACUCGGCAGCGGUUAGCAGUGGUCAAUAUUAUGAUAAUCGUCAAACACUACGCCAUACAUGGGUCGAUAAGGCCAAACAAGAGGGUAUUUGUGUAUAUUUUGUGUUGGGUAUGAGUGACCAAUUGCUGGUCAAUCAGCAAUUAGCUGCCGAAGCCAACCGUAACCGAGAUAUACUACAGUUUUUGUUUGUCGACAACUAUUUCAAUGGUACACUCAAAACCAUUGCAUUGAUUAGAUGGGCUAAUAAAAUGUGUUCACCGACAGUGCGCCGACACGUAUUGAAAGUAGACGACGACACUGUAAUCAAUGUUAGACUAUUGUUAAAUAAUUUACAUCAAUUUAAACAAGGUAUUAAUGGAUACUUACAGUUCAAGUCGCGGAUCAAUCGCGACCAAUACCAUAGACACUAUAUGCCCUAUAAGUAUAUCAGUGGUGAAUAUUAUCCAAAUUUUACAACAGGUGGGGGAUAUCUGAUGAAAGACUGUACCGAUAGACUGGAACACCAGUUAGACAUAUAUACCGGUCCUGUACUCGAUCACGAAGACCUGUUUAUUACCGGUAUAUUGUCAGCCCAAACGGCUGGCAUCGACCGCUUUAACAGUCAACUGAUCCAUUGGACCGAUCAGUGUUCAGAUGUCUGUGUCUACUAUGACUAUCCUAUUGUGUUUGAGUGCACCGAUAGUCAAAUAACCGACUGGUGGUCACAUAUUCAGACAAAAUCAAUGAAUAAUUGUAAUUAA